AUGACCUCUUCUACUGCUAAUCGGACGAAGAAAAGAAACGACAUCGUUCAUUUGCGACAGUCAAUUCAGUUCCCGAACGCUUUAACGAUUGGAUUGAUCUCACAAAUCUCUCAAGGCGCCGUAAUCAACGAAGCAUUCUACGCAAACUUUCUCUCGUAUUUCACCUCCGACGGGGAAGGAAAAGAUAUCCAAAACAGAAUGACCUGGCUUCAUCAACUUCCCUUGCUCUCUACUGAUGGGACUAACGUGGCGCUUGCCCUCGCUCUUCGCGCGACCGCAUCGGCCUUUUGCGCCGUCGACACAGCGAAUAUAGCUGUGGUGCAGGAGGCUUGUAAACUCUAUGGCCAAGCACUCAAUGCCCACGCCCGCCUUCUUCGAUCGAAACCGAAAGAAGUGACUGUGCAUAUGGUCUCAACAUCUGUCAUGCUCUCCAUAUUCGAAGCCAUGCAAGCCACAACGGCCGACGGGUAUCGAGAGCACAUCCACGGAGCCGCCAAAAUGAUCGAAGUAACAGGACCAGGGCAGUGUCUCCACGGUGUUCUUUGUCAGCUAUUCUUCCAUGUUCGCACUCAAAUGGCUUUCAUCUAUUUGACAACGCACAAAUCCCAAGCAAUAUCCGUCAAGAAAAUAUUGACUGAAACAUUGUCAUAUCACCGCUUCCCGAUGUUCCAGCGCCUAAUGUCGCAUAUCGCAGUCCUCGCCGAAAUAUACGUAAAUAAGACGUCCCCAGGGUCUCAGCAACAGCUCAUUGACCUUUCCGUCUACUCCUCCGUCAAAACAGAGAUAGAAGCUCUCUGGCACGAAUACCAAUCUCAAGCUUCGGAGAAAAACCAAAACCUGUUCUGGACCGAAGCUGGAAAGACGUAUUAUCGAGAUGGAUUUACUGCCCUCUCAGUCGCGUACUUUUGCGCCGCGCGCAUCCUCUUCACAAUCCUCGCACCACGUCUUGCUUCUAGUUACAUCGACUUCACGGACCAUUAUGGUAGGAUCCUGGAUUGCGCGAGGUUUUUAAGAACAAAGAAGAUUGGAUGCGCGUACAUGCGCAUGGCCACACCGCUUUUCCUUGUCUCUCUCCACAGUUCUUCACCAACGCAACGAAAAGCAGCUAUAUCUAUAUUUGAGGAUUGGAAGAAGGGGAGUAUGGCGGGGAUUAGUGCUCUCGCGCUUGAAACGAUACAUAAACGACAGGCCAAUAACCUCGGUGACAUUAGAGUUGCGGAACUGGCAGUUUCAGAUCCUGUGCGGAAUGAUCCACUGAACUCGUUUGAGUUGGAGGACUGGGUGGGGCAUGUGUAA
Lindgomyces ingoldianus is the source of this 1296-nucleotide messenger RNA. RefSeq lists its product as uncharacterized. The record is from RefSeq and is a predicted model, not a curated record. The transcript has a single exon. NCBI's taxonomy places the organism in Eukaryota, Fungi, Ascomycota, Dothideomycetes, Pleosporales, Lindgomycetaceae. The coding region runs from base 1 to 1296 and encodes 431 amino acids.